Molecule: messenger RNA, 522 nt
Organism: Dichotomopilus funicola
Lineage: Eukaryota; Fungi; Ascomycota; Sordariomycetes; Sordariales; Chaetomiaceae
Product: Molybdopterin synthase catalytic subunit
Exons: 2
Coding region: 1-522 (173 amino acids)
Biological process (GO): Mo-molybdopterin cofactor biosynthetic process
Cellular component (GO): cytosol
Molecular function (GO): molybdopterin synthase activity
Source: RefSeq, a predicted model, not a curated record
AUGGCCACCGAACCGACCACCACAGAAGCCACCACCACCAACCCCGAAGACCCCACCACCCACUCCCUCUCCGAAGAAGCCUGCUACGUCGCCCUAACCGACCUCCCCCUCGACAUCAAGUCCGUCACCGACAAGGUGCGCUCCCCCGAAGCAGGCGCCAUCGUCAUCUUUGCCGGCACAACCCGCAACAACUUCGCCACCCACCCCAUCUCCCACCUCUCCUACACAGCCUACCACCCCCUAGCCCUACGCACCCUCCUCAGCAUCGCCACCUCCCUGCAGACCGCCCACCAACUGCACGGCAUCGCCAUGGUGCACCGGCUCGGGGAAGUGCCGAUCGGCGAAGAGAGCAUAGUGAUAGCGGUGUCGGCGGCGCAUAGGCAGGCGGCGUGGCGGGCCGGGGAGGACGCUUUGGAGGCGUGUAAGGCGAGGGUGGAGAUUUGGAAGAGGGAGGUUUUUGAGGGGGGGGAAGGGGUUUGGAGGGCGAAUAGAGAUGGGGGGAGGGGGGAGAGGGUUGGUUGA